AUGUCCGGCCAUUACACUUUAAACUGGUCCUGCAAGCCCUGCAAGCUCCCCCGCCUCCCUCCCGGCACCGAGGAAAUCCACAUCACCAGCGGAGCCCACCUCAAAAAUACCCUCAAACACACCAGCACCAAGACGUCGAUACAGACAUGGACAUGUAUACCCUGUAACUUCACGCUCCCCGCACAUCGCCGCGAUACUCACGAGGCAUCGAAGAGGCAUAAUGCUAUGAAGCGGCGGGGGGCGGUGCGGAUCCAAUUAAUCCCAGCUGCUGCAGCGGAUAUGAAGGGUGAAGAGGUUGGCGAUCAGACGCCACCGGCGAGCCGGAAGAAGAUGAAGAAGGGCGGUACUAAGAAUGCUAGAAAUGUUAGUGUGGAGACACCAGUAUCAGUUCCAAUCUCUAUCCCGCCUAAGAAGCGACCGAAACCACGUCAAUCCGCCCCCACCAAAAGCGGGUGUGGGAAACGAGAUCGAACUACCCACCACGAGAGUCAAAAUAGUGCCCAAACCAAAGUGGCUAGGAAUGUCAUAAAUUCACCCGCAAGUACUGUAGAGCGCACAGUAGUCAACGGGGCACCGGUGAUCAGGAUUAUAUCUGCGAUGCCAGCGCCGGCUCGCAUUGCUGUCCCGAAGAUUAAUCAGCCUCCUGUAGAGCGCUCAUGGAGGACCUUGUAUUCCGAGAGGCAAGAGAGAUAUGGAUAUGCUUAUCCGUUUAAGCAAGCGUGGUGGACGUGCCCAAGAUGCAAGUGCACAAUGUACGAAACCUGCAAGGGCGCACAUGAGCUCAAGAAGUGCAAGCCCAUGGAACUCGUCGAGUUCGUGCCGGCGCCUCCGAGGCGUAUAAAGGCGAGGAUCAUGCCUGUUGAUGUAUCCCGCGGACUGCAGAAGAUCUAUGACUCUGAGGAGCGAGCUGCGCAGAAGGAGCGUUAUUUGAGAAGAGCUGAUGCGAGGGACAAGAGUUACAGGUACAGGAACGUUAUUCCAACCCAGAUUUUGAGUACUCCCGGUGUUCAGAUCGGGAUGUGGUCGAGGAGGCGGGAGAUGAGGAGGCGGAGGGAGGCGGAGAUAAUGGGGAGGGAGGUGGAGGAUCGGGAGAGGGAGGCGAGAAAUGCGGAGGCCCGGAAGAGGAGAGAGAAGGAGAGGAGAGAGAAGGAGAGGAAGGAUAGAGAGAGGAGAGAGCGGGGGAUGAGGGCUCAGCAGAUGAGAGAUGAGAUGAAACCUCAGGGGAGGAAUGGUAAAAAGUCUCGGGGGAAUAAUUCUCGGGGGAAUAGUUCUCGGGAUAAUAAUUCUCGAGGUAAUAAUUCCCGGGGGAAUAGCUCUCGGGGGGACAAUUCUCGGGGUCGGGGGAAUAGGAGGAGAAAGGCCAGGGGACAGGGAGGGGCUUAA
Molecule: messenger RNA, 1383 nt
Organism: Morchella sextelata
Lineage: Eukaryota; Fungi; Ascomycota; Pezizomycetes; Pezizales; Morchellaceae
Exons: 2
Coding region: 1-1383 (460 amino acids)
Source: RefSeq, a predicted model, not a curated record